AUGCGCUCCCGGGGUCUCACCGGGAUCUUAAUUUUUGCUUUCGUCGCCAUCGCCUCGUCCCGCUUCCACCAGACGCGGAGAUGUAAGGGAGAUGAAUUCUGGUCCAUCCGCGGAGGCUGCCGGCAGUGCGAGCCGUGCAAGGAGGGAUUCUAUGAAUUGCACCCCUGCACCUCGCUCAGCAACCGAAUUUGCGAAGAUUGCGGUGUUGUCGAUAUGGAUGUUCCGGAUUUCAGGAUAAAAUGCCCUCUGGCCAACGAGAAAUUCUACAGUGCCGUCGAGGACAAGCUGAGGGACCAGUACAAGAAGACUUUUUCUUUGAAGCACGUUAUCGAUGAGGAUGCCCUCGACAAUGAGGUCGAUGAUGAGCUGCUGGAAAUCAUUCCCGAACGUGUGCAAAAGCCAAAGCCGAAGGACGAAUUCGUCGAAUCUGAGGAUGACCUUAGUGACGACGUUGACGAUGAACUGUUUGACGAUGACGUGUUCCAAGAGGCUGUCAAGAUCGGCGAGGGGGCGCGCCCGUCAAAGAACGAGGGCUCCGUCAAGUUGAUCAACGUGAGGCGCCGGAUCCCGACGUACCGUUUGCUCCAUGAUGAAUUUGAGCGCGAGUCCGAGAAGUUGAAGGUCGCCGAGAUCAAGCCCGUUGUGGUCGAUGAGACCGACGAUGGCACCGAAGAUGAAUACGUUUCCGACGAGGAUGGAUACGACUCAAAAGAAGAGGAUGACGAAAAGAAAUUCCCCGUUUACCUGGACAUCGACCCAGAGCGUGAUGCGCAGAUCGCCUCGUUGCGCCAGAAAUACCCCAAGCUCCAAUUCGUCGACCUCGAGGACUUUGAGGACAAGAUGAACGCCCCAUUCGAGGACCUGCUGCCAAAAGACUGGAAGGAGAAGAAUGCGGAGGGCGAAGGCGAGGAAAUGCGUCUGAUCGUCGGAAGGGUCGAAAUCAUCCGUGAGAUCGACUCUGGCUCUGAUGAAAGCGACGAGGUCAUGGAAGAGGUGAAGCGCGUUUUCCAGAAGGCCCGUCUAGAGAAAGAGGAGAUGGAAAUCGAGAAGGAGAUGACGCAGCGACACGUUUUCCGCGCGAUCAUCUGGUGUCUGAUGCUGCUCUUCACGUUUAUCGCUAUCUACAAGACGGUCCGCGUCUGCGCCAUCAUGUUCAGGCGUUCGGAUCGCGAAAUCUACCGCAUUGCGCGUCACUACGAAUUUACGCCAGCUCAGAAUGAUGUGAUCAACAAAACGCUUGGCAACCUCCAGAAGAGCCAGAACGGAUACGUCAACGCCAACUACCAAGAAGCCCAU
Messenger RNA from Mesorhabditis spiculigera, 1296 nucleotides. Lineage: Eukaryota; Metazoa; Nematoda; Chromadorea; Rhabditida; Rhabditidae. The record is from the annotation of a GenBank genome assembly.